This is a messenger RNA of Branchiostoma belcheri (Belcher's lancelet), 2086 nucleotides long. RefSeq names its product kelch repeat and BTB domain-containing protein 8-like. Bases 1 to 1881 code for a protein of 626 amino acids. The record is from RefSeq and is a predicted model, not a curated record. Gene Ontology annotation, molecular function: protein binding. Lineage: Eukaryota; Metazoa; Chordata; Leptocardii; Amphioxiformes; Branchiostomatidae. The transcript is spliced from 4 exons.
AUGGCGGCCGUCGGUGCUGACGAAUUCGUCGAAGCUCAAGCCGUGACUUACUCAAAUCCUAAGCAUUUCUCGGGCUUCUUCGCGGUCCUGAAGAACCUUCAGGCAGACGGUGGGUUCCAGGAUGUGACUCUUGAAGUCUGCGGGCGCCUGUUCCCGAGUCAUCGGCUAGUUUUAGCUGGUGUCAGCCCUUAUUUCCGUACUCUGUUCUCAGUGGGUCUGCAGGACGACCACGUCUCUGUUCAAGAGCCCUGCUUGGACCCGAACAGUAUCCAAUCUAUCCUACAGUACGCUUACAGCGGAGAACUCCAGUUGGCCACUGAUGAGUUAGAAGACAUUCAGAGACUGGCUGUUGCGGCAAAGUUUCUGCAGGUUGACUUUGUUUGCGAGACUUGUGCCGCACUUUUAGAAGCCCAACUGGACACCGGCAAUGUCGUCCAGACCUUCCUCUUUGCCGUUUCAAAUGAUAUUGAAAAGCUGCGAGUGUCCAGCAAGGCGUUCAUCUGUAGAUACUUUCCUCGUGUGAGUAUGACGGAAGGUUUUAAAGACCUGUCCCCAGACCAGUUCCUAGACUUGAUCAGUGGUGACGAGCUCGACGUGAAAUCUGAAACCAUGGUCUGGGAAGCAGCCGCAAGUUGGGUCCAAUCGGACGAGUCUGCAAGAUCCGCUCACCUGCCGGAAAUCCUUCAGAAGAUUCGGUUCCCUCUCUUGACGCAAGCCGACAUCGAGAUAAUAAAAAGCCACAAGUUGAUCAGUGAGCCACUAAUGGCACAAAUAGCCACUCAUAUCCAGCCGAAUUAUGAGUCCGAAGGAGACAGCGGGGGACCGCCGGAGGGUAGUCGGAAGAGAUACGGGAUGACUGCGGAGGAAAUGUUGCUGAUCUUCGGUGCCUGUCACACGGACUCUGCCUGGGAGGACCUCAGGGCGGGCCGCCUGGCGAGUGCAGAGGAGUUGGACGGGACUCUGGCCUGCUACAGCCCUUUAACGAGAGAAGUUUACAGUAUGUCCAAACCUGGGGACACCUGCCCUGCAGCCGUGGUAGCCACGCCAUCUGGCGACAUUUAUGCUAUCUACACAACUUCAGCACCAAGGUUUCUCCAGUAUGACCAUUUUGGCAGCUGCUGGGUUGAGAGGGCAGCACCGCUGAUGUGGCCCCGCCAUCCCCGUGAGCUGAUUUGCUCCCAUGGCUGUCUGUAUCUGUUCUCCGAUGAUGAUAACACGCCUGUCCAGCAGUAUCAGCCUAAAGUAAACCAGUGGUUUAAAGUUGCUUCAGUCUCACUGGAUGAUGACACUGUCUGUGUGAGUUUAAGCGAUCGGCUGUACGCCAUUGGUCCUGAGAGGACGAUGCGUUACGACCACAACAUCGACAGUUGGGAGAGCCUAAAUGCUUCCCUCCGAGGCAAGCUGGAUGGGAUAGCCAACGCUGUCUCAUGUGGCGGGAGAAUAUUCUGCAUUGACUACGACCUGACCAAGAUGAUGUCAUACAACCCAGCUCGGGACAAGUGGAAGACAGCAACGAGCGAGCUGCCCGACUGCAGCUAUUUCCACCUCGUCGUGUCCGAGUCUCGUGACGAACUGUUUGGAUUGGCCAGUCGACCACCAGACCCCGAUCAACCAUUGGUGAAUAAGUUUCUGUACAGGUACAACCAAGGAGCGCAUAGGUGGGAACACCUACUGGAUAUUCCCAAUAGGUUGUCAGUGUUUGACACCUACUGCUGCCUGGCAGCCAGGAUGUACCCACCUGCGCUAGGAGGGGGGGAUGACUUCCCAGACCUGGAGGAGUCAGAGGAGGACAGUGAUGGAGGAAGCCAUGAUGAUGAUGAAGAUGAUGAUGGUGAUGAUGAUGAUCAAAAUGAAGGACCAUCAGAAACAGAUGGUCAAUGACCCAGGAAACUAUCAAGAGCUAAAGAUAAACUAGUCUGAGAGGUAACAUUUGCAAAGAAAAUGCAUAAUUUUUACCUUCACCUGAUCUGUCUCAACAACUACUGCAAGAUUUAUUCUUCCUCAAAGUCAAAUACAUUCAUAAGUAUGGUCAGCAAGCUCUCCAACUCUGUUCUGCUACAUAAUGUAACCCAACACCACAUAAUGU